This is a messenger RNA of Pseudonaja textilis, 1011 nucleotides long. The record is from RefSeq and is a predicted model, not a curated record. Lineage: Eukaryota; Metazoa; Chordata; Lepidosauria; Squamata; Elapidae.
AUGGAAAAAUCUGGGCACAACCCUUUGGACCAAGUCAACCAUACCAGAGUGAUCACGGGCUUUGUCCUCCUGGGCUUCCCAUCCCUUUUGCCCUCAUUCCAGCUGCUCCUAUGCUCCUUCCUUUCCAUUUCCUAUGUCUUCACCUUGGUGGGGAACCUCUGCAUUGUAUGGGCUGUUCUUUUGGACUCCCAACUCAGCCGCCUGCCCAUGUAUAUCCUCUUGGGAAACUUUUCUGGCCUAGAGAUAUGCUACGUAACCACCACAGUACCCAGCAUGCUCUUUGAUCUGACCUCUCCACUACCAGAUGCCAUUUCUUUCCAUGGCUGUUUCCUCCAGUUCUACUUUUUCUUUUCUAUGGGAACCACAGAAAGCUUCCUUCUCGCUGCAAUGGCCUUGGACCGAUACUUAGCCAUCUGCCACCCAUUGCGAUACCCAGAGCUCAUGUCUCAAAGGUUCUGCUGCAUCCUGGCUGCUUCCUGCUGGGCCUCUGGCUUCCUCUGGUUUCUGGCACCCAUAAUUUUGAUUUCGCAGCUCCAUUUCUGUGGCUCCAACAUCCUUGACCACUUUAUCUGCGACCCAGGGCCACUGUUGGCUUCUUCAUGCACUCCAGCCCUAGGCACAGAACUGGCCUUCUACAGCCUCAGCUCCACUGCUAUUUUCGUCCCCUUCCUCUUCAUUGUUUCCUCCUAUGCUACUCUCCUCUGGACAGUAAUGAGGUUGCCUUCAAGCACUGGGAGAUGGAAGGCAUUUUCCACUUGUACCUCACAUAUGCUGGUGGUAAGCCUCUUCUAUGGCUCCAUCAUGGUCACUUAUGUAGCACCCGAAGCUUCUGGAGGAAGCAACAAAGUGGUAACACUUUUCUAUUCAGUGCUGACCCCUUUGCUCAACCCAUUCAUCUACAGCUUGAGGAACAAGGAGAUGAAAGAUGCCAUAAAAAGGACACUAUUCUAGGAAAAUUAGGGACUAUGAUUCGUGGAUGGUUGGUCUAGACCUUGGUCAAGAGAUCAGGGC